UCAGAAAUGUAGAUGGCAGCUGCUGUCUUUGAAGGACUCUCACCCAUCUGACCCUGCGCAGUGCCUCCGAUUGCUACCAUGAUCUUCUGCAUGCUGCUGUUGGCCUCACUGCCUGAGCCAUCUGGUGCCGAAGUCAACCCUGCUAUAUGCCGUUACCCCUUGGGCAUGCAUGAAGGGACGAUACGAGACGAAGACAUCACUGCUUCCAGUCAGUGGUAUGAUUCCACAGGACCCCAGUAUGCACGGUUACAAAGGGAAGAAGGGGAUGGAGCCUGGUGCCCAGCUGGCUUGUUACAACCAAAAGAUGUACAGUUCCUUCAAAUUGACCUGCACAAGCUCUUUUUCAUCACCUUGAUUGGGACUCAGGGACGACACGCCCGUGCCACAGGCAAGGAAUUUGCCCGUGCUUACCGAAUUGACUACAGCCGCAACGGAGAGCACUGGAUCUCCUGGAAAGAUCGUCAGGGCAGGAAGGUGAUCCAAGGCAACAUCGAUACUUAUGAUGUGGUCUUGAAAGAUCUUCGGCCUCCCAUCAUCGCACGUUUUAUCCGAGUGAUUCCUGUGACGGAGAUGCCAAUGACUGUCUGUAUGAGGGUGGAGCUCUAUGGCUGUGUCUGGUAUGAUGGUUUGGCAUCCUAUAGCAUCCCUGAAGGAGGGACAAUAGCGGCUCCUGGCUUCCCCAUCGUUUAUCUGAAUGACUCGACCUAUGAUGGCUACCAGGAGCGCAGGUACUUGUACGGUGGUCUGGGCCAGCUGACAGAUGGUGUGUUGGGACUGGAUGACUUCACACAGAGCCACCAGUACCGUGUGUGGCCAGGCUAUGACUAUGUUGGCUGGAAGAAUGAAAGCUUCAGCACAGGCUCUGUUGAAAUGGAGUUCCAGUUUGACCGACCACGGAACUUCACCUCCAUGAAGGUGCAUUGCAACAACAUGUUUUCCAAAGGGGUGAAGAUCUUCCAGAAGGUGGAAUGUCUGUUCAAACCACGCCUGAUUGCAGACUGGGAGUCUGAACCAGUUGGAGUGGCAACUGUCUUAGAUGACAAGAACCCCAGCGCUCGGUUUGUCACUGUCCCCCUCAACCAGCGCGUGGGUAAAGCCAUACUUUGCCGCUUCUACUUUGCUGACACCUGGAUGAUGAUGAGUGAGAUUUCCUUCCAGUCGGACAUGGAGAGUGUGAAUCCUAAUUUUGUGACGGUAGCCACAAGCACAACAGAUCUCCUGGAAACAGAGUGCAACGUUACUGAGGGGACCUGGGAAACGACAUCUUCUGUAACCAGCACCUGGAUAGGAGAGAAAGCAGAUGACUCCAAUACCUCCAUCCUCGUGGGCUGCCUUGUGGCUAUUAUCCUUCUGCUCCUGAUGAUUAUAAUCAUUAUUCUUUGGAAGCAGUAUGUUCAAAAAAGGUUGGAAAAGGCCCCACGUCGAAUCCUGGAGGAGGAUGCCACAGUUCGCCUCUCCUUCUACAGUUACACCAUUGCCAACAACCAGACCCAGAUCCACCAGUCAAAUCCCACCUAUGAACGUGCUUUCCCACUGGAUUUGGAAUAUCACCAGCCAGCUACGCUGCUCCAAAAGCUUCCAGAGCUCUCCCAAAGUGCAGAGGAUUCAGUGUGCAGUGGGGACUAUGCUGAGCCUGACCUGACCAAGUCCACUCCUCACCAAGGCUUUCAGAACAGUGUUCCUCAUUACGCUGAAACAGAUAUCGUUCACCUGCAAGGUGUGACUGGCAACAACAUGUAUGCAGUGCCAGCCCUCACUGUGGAUUCACUUACCAAGAAGGACAUCUCCGUGGGUGAAUUCCCACGGCAGCAGCUACGACUCAAGGAGAAGCUUGGAGAAGGACAGUUUGGAGAGGUGCACCUUUGUGAAGCUGAUGGUCUGCUGGAAUUCCUGGGUGUCUCGUCUACAGAAUUCACUCACCAGCCGGUUCUUGUAGCAGUGAAAAUGCUGAGAUCAGAUGUCAACAAAACAGCCAGAAAUGAUUUCCUGAAGGAGAUCAAGAUCAUGUCACGGCUGAAGAACCCAAAUAUCAUCAGGCUUCUGGGUGUGUGUGUGCGUGAUGACCCACUGUGCAUGAUAACAGAGUACAUGGAAAAUGGAGACCUCAAUCAGUUCCUGUCACAGAGGGAGAUCUACAGCAAAUUUGCUGUUUCAAAUAAUAUUCCUUGCGUCAG
Messenger RNA from Antrostomus carolinensis (chuck-will's-widow), 2174 nucleotides. Its product is annotated as discoidin domain-containing receptor 2. The transcript is spliced from 13 exons. The record is from RefSeq and is a predicted model, not a curated record. Gene Ontology annotation, cellular component: plasma membrane. Lineage: Eukaryota; Metazoa; Chordata; Aves; Caprimulgiformes; Caprimulgidae. Gene Ontology annotation, molecular function: signaling receptor activity; protein tyrosine kinase activity; ATP binding. Gene Ontology annotation, biological process: protein phosphorylation. The annotation marks the transcript as partial.